Molecule: messenger RNA, 1263 nt
Organism: Sphenostylis stenocarpa
Lineage: Eukaryota; Viridiplantae; Streptophyta; Magnoliopsida; Fabales; Fabaceae
Source: the annotation of a GenBank genome assembly
AUGGCUUCUGGAGUACCACAAUUCUCUGAUGAUGUCCAAAGAGAAAUCUUGUCCUGGCUUCCCGUGAAGAAUCUGCUAAUAUUUCGGAGCGUUUCCAAGACAUGGAAUUCCCUCAUCUUGCAUCCUACAUUUGUCAAUUUACACCUUGAAAGAUCCCCCAAGAACACCAAUGUCCUAAUCACAUUCUGCAUAAAUAGGCCGGACAUCCAUUACGAUGAAGACGACGACGAACACGACUACUACAAAGAUGGCAAGAUCUGUGUCGGCGCUGUACCACGUUCUAUACGGUCUCUAAUUUCAAACCCGUUGUCCGCUCUUAACAACAUACGCCGUUUGUUAUGGAAUCCGCCGCCAACCAUUUAUGAUGGCCUUUUCUUAUUUAAUUCCGGCUUUUUUGUAUUGGGUGUAUGCAAUGGAUUGAUUUGUCUACGUUUUAGUUCUGGCGAAGGAGAAUGUCAAGAAUUUUGGGUUCGAUUUUGGAACCCCGCCACUAGGAUUAAGUCUGUACAAUCCCCACGUUUACGUGUCAAUAGUUUCAAAGGCUUAAUUGGCUAUACCAUGAAGUUUGGGUUUGGGUAUGAUGAUUCGAGUGAAACUUACAAGGUGGUGGCCACCAUUUUCUAUUAUAAAUCAAAGAUUUGGGAGAUGUGGGUUUACUGCACGGGUGAGACUUGUUGGAGAAGGGUUUUAACUGGUUCUUCUGAUUUCCCCUCUUUCCAAAUAGAAAAUGGAGCCUUUGCGAAUUGCUCGCUUAACUGGUUAGCACUUCGAACCUCUCUCAGUUCUGAUCCUCUAAUGAACACAGUUACUGACAACGGAAACCAUUUAGUGAUUUUUUCGUUUGAUAUGAAGGAUGAGACAUACAAGUAUAUGUCGAUACCUGAUGGUCUUUCCGAAGUCGUUUAUAACAAGUGUUAUCUUGGUGUUUUGAAUGGUUGUCUUUGUCUUUCUCAUGACCACGACGGAACCUAUUUCGUUCUUUGGGAAAUGAGAACCCAAAAUUCUUGGACUCAGUUGCUAAAAGUCAAAUAUGCGCAUCUUCAAAUUUCAUCUGAAGCACUUGUCUUGUGUUUACCUUUGUGCAAGUCUAAAAAUUACGAUAUUACGUUGCUGACAGAAUUUGGACGUGCACAUUUUGUUCUGCUUGAUCAGGAAGAUGACACAGAAGAUAAUUUUGAAAGUUUCAAAAGCGAACUCCAAUAUUACUCAACGUUUCUAUCUUUUGAUUACGUUGAGAGUUUGGUUAUGCCGGUUCAAAUUUAA